This is a messenger RNA of Manihot esculenta (cassava), 657 nucleotides long. RefSeq names its product probable histone H2B.3. Gene Ontology annotation, biological process: nucleosome assembly. The coding region runs from base 16 to 534 and encodes 172 amino acids. Gene Ontology annotation, cellular component: nucleosome. Lineage: Eukaryota; Viridiplantae; Streptophyta; Magnoliopsida; Malpighiales; Euphorbiaceae. The transcript has a single exon. The record is from RefSeq and is a predicted model, not a curated record. Gene Ontology annotation, molecular function: DNA binding; structural constituent of chromatin; protein heterodimerization activity.
AUCUUUCCCUAUAUAAUGGAAUCCCGCAGUCCCGGUUCUAGUAAAUCAUCCAAGCUAUCAACUUCUCUUCAGUACCCAAAGCCACAAAGGACUUGUUUAGAAUUAGAGUUUCAGAUGGCGCCCAAGGCAGAGAAGAAGCCAGCGGAGAAGAAACCGGCGGCAGCGGAGAAAGCACCGGCGGAGAAGAAGCCGCGAGCAGAGAAGAAGCUGCCGAAGGAAGGCGCGAGCGAUAAGAAGAGGAAGAAGGCAAAGAAGAGUGUGGAGACGUACAAGAUAUACAUAUUCAAGGUGUUGAAGCAGGUCCAUCCUGACAUUGGGAUCUCGAGCAAGGCUAUGGGGAUCAUGAACAGUUUUAUCAAUGAUAUUUUUGAGAAGCUUGCUCAAGAGUCUUCUAGGCUCGCUAGGUACAACAAGAAGCCUACCAUCACUUCUCGGGAGAUUCAAACGGCUGUUAGGCUUGUCCUCCCUGGAGAGCUCGCCAAACACGCUGUUUCUGAAGGAACUAAGGCUGUUACGAAGUUCACUAGUUCUUAGUGUUAGGAUUAGGAGUGAUAUAUUUUCGUUGGGGGUUUCCUGAUGUAAAUGGUUAGAUUUGACCGUGAAUGAGGAUUUGAUUGUAGUUUCUUGCAUUUAAAUCAAUGGAUUUCCCGAUUUAAC